Molecule: messenger RNA, 5919 nt
Organism: Asterias rubens (European starfish)
Lineage: Eukaryota; Metazoa; Echinodermata; Asteroidea; Forcipulatida; Asteriidae
Product: 5-aminolevulinate synthase, erythroid-specific, mitochondrial-like
Exons: 10
Coding region: 872-2440 (522 amino acids)
Biological process (GO): erythrocyte development; heme biosynthetic process; hemoglobin biosynthetic process
Cellular component (GO): mitochondrion; mitochondrial matrix
Molecular function (GO): pyridoxal phosphate binding; 5-aminolevulinate synthase activity
Source: RefSeq, a predicted model, not a curated record
AGCAAGUUUUGGGGCUUGUGCUUUAAAAUGAAAUCGGGUAUACGUGUUAUCUCAAAAAAAUAUUAAUGCACGCAUUGUUGACAUCAAUAAUUGUUUACUAACUCCUACCCCCAAUAAACGUGCCAAGAUUAAAUACUUUCCAUGAAAUCAAUCAAUUUAUUGAUGAACUUUACAUAAACUGUGCCUUCCGUCAUGCUAAGGGGACUCUCACUUUCCUCUUUUCAAUCUCAGUUUGUACACACAUUUCAAUGCUCUUAAGCUCUAGAUUAACGGAUUGGAUCAAAUUUGAUACAUGUUUUUUUUCCCCCUCUAAAAACCGACAAUGGUUCAAAGAGUCGGCUUCGGUAUUAUUUAAUAAUAAUGUUCCUCUAAAGAUAGCUAUAUACCUGCGUCGACAAUAGUAAGAGCAGGCGUCAUCAAUUGAUAAAUGGAGAGGAGGCAUAAACGUUAUUUGACUAAAGUGCAAGAGAAUAACAGAUGCAGUGAAUUGAAAUGAAAUUCAAUCAUGCUUCAAAGGUUAUUCCAUUGUGCGAUUGCUUUUACAUGUAGCUGUCACUAGGAGAGAAAAAAGACAGUAGCAUCUUCUAAAGGGUAAAGAAACAAACCAAAAACCAAAAACAGUAUCAAACUACAUUAAGUAAUUUGUAUGCUUUAUUGCAUUGGAAAUAAAAACUGACAUACUUUAAACGAAAUAACAAAAUAUCUUUAUGCACUCUGAUUGCAAGACUGGUCACAUGGGGAGGUAUUAAGACGCGAUAAUCUGAAAGAUUUGGUUUGGUGAACUAGCAAAAAAACAGCCAAAAUAUACUACCAUUGUUGUGUAAAAGGUCUUGUAGUGUAAAAAUGUGAGCAGAUGUCGCUAUAAUCCUGUAUGUGUGUAGCUGAACCAACUCCAAAUAUGUCAAAGUGCCCAUUCUUGGCUAACAUUGAGGACCGACGUAAACUGACUCGCAUCGUUGACACGGAUCUCAUUGAUUCUUCCACAAGAGAAGCAGUUGUGAAGAGCAGCUUGAUUAAAAAUGACAGGUCUCCAACUGAACAGACUGAGAACUUCAUCAAAGAUAAUGGUACAUUUGACUACAACAAGUUUCUGCAUAUGGAGGUGGAACGUAAGAAGCAGGAUCACACUUAUCGCAUUUUCAAGAAAGUGAAUCGUAAAGCAGAAUCAUUCCCCUAUGCUCAGGAGUACUCCAGUAAUGAGGCGUUUGAUGGUCAGUCGAUAUCUGUAUGGUGCAGCAACGACUAUCUAGGAAUGAGUCGACACCCAAAGGUCACUGAGGCUGUCAUGAAAGCGGUGCAGGAGCAUGGCACAGGGUCUGGUGGAACUCGUAACAUCUCUGGUAACUCCACAUACCAUGAACAGUUGGAAGCAUCGUUAGCCAAACUACACCAGAAGGACUCUGGUCUACUCUUUACCUCAUGCUUUGUAGCAAAUGAUUCAACUCUAUACACUCUGGCUAGAUCCCUGCCAGGUUGUGCGAUUUAUUCUGACGCAGGGAAUCAUGCCUCCAUGAUUCAAGGGAUACGAAACAGCGGUGUACCCAGGGUUGUUUUCCGCCAUAAUGACGUCGCCCACCUUGAAGAACUCCUACAAACAUCUGAUCGUUCAAAACCUAAAAUAGUUGCCUUUGAGACAGUUCACUCUAUGACAGGUGAUGUAUCCCCAUUGAAGGAGCUGUGCGAUGUAGCUCAUCGCUACGGAGCUAUCACCUUUGUUGAUGAGGUUCAUGCUGUGGGUCUGUAUGGAGACCAUGGGGCUGGAGUUGCUGAACGAGAAAACUGUGUAGAUGAUAUUGAUAUCAUCUCUGGUACAUUAGGUAAGGCCUAUGGUAUGCUUGGUGGUUAUAUCGUUGGCUCAUCAGACCUGAUUGAUAUGGUACGAAGCUAUGCAGCUGGCUUCAUCUUUACUACAGCACUACCUCCAAUGAUCUUAGCUGGUGCUAUUGCCUCUAUACAAGUACUAAGUAGCCCAGAAGGCCAAACUUUACGAGUACGUCAUCAGGAGACAGUGAGAGAUUUACGCAGUAGACUCAAGGAAGCUGGUCUACCAGUUAUUACAUGUCCAAGUCAUAUCAUUCCUAUUCAUGUUGGCAAUGCAGAAGACAACACAAAAGUGGCCAACUACCUUCUUCAAAAAUAUGGCAUCUACGUCCAAGCAAUCAAUUGCCCCACGGUUGCCCCAGGUGAGGAACGUCUUCGCAUUGCACCCACGCCGUUCCAUACCCCAGCCAUGAUGGAUACAUUUGUUGAGUCUUUGGUGCAGUCUUGGACUGACUGUGGUCUGCAUCUAGAUACAUCAGCCAAGGAUAGCAGACAGCCUAGCUUGAUGGAGUGUAAGUUCUGUGAAGAACCGCGGCCGUUUGACAUGCUGUCACAGCUGGAGCGAGAAUUCUUCUUGAAUGGCAUCUUCAGACCAGCCAUGGCAUCAAUGGCUGAAUGAUGGAGCAGUCAUCUCGGAUUGGACCUCUGAAUGAUUUCACUUCUGAUUUGACCUCUGAAUUUACCUCUAAUUUGACCUCCAAUUUCACCUCUGAUUUCACUUCUGAAUUCACCUUUGAUUUCACCUUUGAUUUCACCUUUGAUUUCACCUCUGAUUUCACUUCUGAUUUCACCUUUGAUUUCACCUGUGAUUUUACCUCUGAUUUCACCUCUGGUUUGACCUGUGAUUUUUACCUCUGAUUUGACAUCUGAUUUCACCUCUGAUUUCACCUUUGAUUUCACUGGCUUCACCUCGGAUUUCACUUCUAAUUUGACCUCUGAUUUCACCUCUAAUUUGACCUCUGAUUUCACCUCCGAUUUCACUUCUGAUUUCACUUUUACCUCUUCACCUAUUUCUUAAAAUGAUCUUCUACUUGGAGGGACCUUAGUCUCCACACUGUAGUACACUUGUAACCAACGUAUCAUCCGAAGAAUACAUAACAGCCCUCCCUAUUAGUCAACUGACCAUACUAUGUCAUAAACUGACCAAUCAUAAUUGUUAAUGGUUAAUGGUCUCAAUGUUCACUUGUUAAGUAAGUUACAGUGUAUGAUGGUUAUUCUGAUCAAGUAUUUUGUGGUGUAAAGUUGGCUGUUGUUAACACGAUCUCGGAUCAAGACGCCAGUUAAAACGAGGCAUUUCACCAAUCCUGAACUGCAUGUUUCUAUAUCUAAAAUAAAAAUGGAAGAUACGAGCACGGUCAUAACGAGAACACAGAUAAUACAAGAUAGUUUUGCGGCCCCAUGAUAACAAAGGUAAUCUUAAAGCGAAAGCUUAACAUGUUUCUUAAGUUGUGGAACCGGUACCUAGCAGCUACUACGUUGUAUAAUAAGCCAUCCUUCCUAAUUAAUCCCUCUGUCAAUCUAAAAGUGUCUGCAACAAAUUCAAAUAUUUCAUCCAAUGAUGAAUUGUUAAUCAGCACUUUUUCUUUUCUACUCAAAGAAGGAAAAACAUAAACAUGCAACUGUCCAGUUAUGUCCAGUGGUAACUUGAAGCUAAGCAAAACAAAGGUAAUGUCCUACACUCCCCCCCCCCCCCAAGACAUAAACUAGUUAGUUAGUGUGGAGUUUUUUUUUUUUUAAUAUAUGUUAAAAGCAGUACUAAUUUGUUAGUGUGAUCUGCUUGAUAUCUUUUCUUUGAGACUGGCCCAUGACAUUUGUCUUCAAUGCACAGGCAUGUAGGUGUAGUGCAGAUGGAGGCCCAAGUUCAGCUACUUCAACCAGUGGGUCAUGACCUUUACAAUCUCACUCAAUCCUAUCCAUGGUCAAAAUCGCAACCAAAGUAAUACAUGUAGUAGAUAUUUAUUCUAAGCAAAAAUUUGACAUCUCUGACUUUGCUGUCAACUUGCUACUGCUGACCAAUCACAUGUUUGUAAAAUAAAAAAUUAUAUCAGGGCAAUAAAAGAUGUGUAUUUAUAUCACAUAGCAUAAUGUUCUAAUUAUACUGUUGUGAAAUUGGUCGGUGUGAUUUUAAAAAGGCUAAAUACUUCUGUCAUCCUUUUUUUGUGGGUAGAUUAAAUUUGAAAUUUUGGUUGUGAAUUUGGUGGGGUUUGGAUUGUAAAGUGAUCGUAGGACCAUAGCACCCAAUCCUAAAUUGAAUUUAAAAUAUUGUGUCUGCCACAAAUUAUGCAGCCUUCUUCCAGUACAGUGCGACCAUCACAUAACUCAGGAUAAACUACACUUGGUUCUAGUCAUAUUUUGUUGCGGCAAAAAUAUGACAUUUAAAACGUCAUGUUGUGAUUAGACAUAAUUGGGGGUAGAAGUAACUUCAGCAGCAAUUCUGACGUUACACACAUUUUCCUAUCAAGCUAAUAUAAUGGUGAUGCGAUUUCUUGAAUUUCCACAGACUCGGCCCAAAUAAUGGGCAGUUUCUUCAUGAUUUCCUAUAUUUGCUGUCCUUGAGAAAGGAAACUAUUCAAUGUUUAGAAUUUAUUAAGGCUGCAAAGUUGAUAUUAUUCGAAAAAAAAUUGUAAUUACAGAAUUUUUAUUUUAGAUGAAAUACGUAUAUUAAUCAUAUUAUAGUUAUAAUUUUUACGGUUUUAAUUCCGGAUAAAUAUAUAUGUUUUUCUUAAAAGUGGUAGUAGUGAGAUGUUGAAGUAUUUCCUCACUUGAAGGAAAUGUGUUCCUAUGGGAUUAGAAUAGAUUGAUUCCUUUUACAUCUUCAUCAUUUCCUUGAAAAAAUAUAAAUUUCAGGAAACAAUAUUGUAUAUUUAUGUUAAUGUUGUAGUUGAGAUUAUUUUUAUCGGCAAAAUGGGUUAUUCUAAAUUUAUAAGCUUACUUGUUCUUAUUCUGCUAGAGAUAGAACAUGUAUUGUUCAGGAUUCUUUAUUCGCAUCUGAUGACGCACAUUGGGUAAAAUACAAAAAUAUACAUUAACAAGUUUAAAAUCGAAAACAGAAGAAAAUUUAUAAACAGCACCACAUUGAACAGCAACCAAAAAUGAACAGGUGCAGAUGCUUUUGCAACGGACAAUAUUACACAAACAUUGAAUGCACACAUUGAUUCAUCGAUUGCAGACUAAUCACAAGGUUCAUUUUAAACGUUUCCAUUUAACCAGGCAAAGCCAAGUGAAUUGAACAAGCCAGGUUUUACAAAGUGAUUCUAUUCUACAACGAUGCUUGAAAUAAAUACGUUAAAUUUUGGUUUUUAUAUAACUCGCACUUAGAGCCUUGUCAUUUGAAAUUUGUUUUACCAUAAACACAACAAAAGAUUCAGGAACUUUUCCACUUUCUAAAACCCCUUCAAAACAACAUGGGAACUCCAUGUAGACAUCAAUCAUCUCAUCGUGAAACAACCUUGCCUCAUUUGGACAAAUCAACAAGGAAACAGUACGAAGCAUCCUAUAGCUAUCGAUAUAGGACUCCUAUUGACCCAAUUCACCUGACGUCAUCAUCAGAAUAAUCUUGGAUGCGCCAUUUUGGUGGUCAAUGUCACUGCGCAUUAUUCAUUCGAGUGCGGAUUUUAGGCGACAUGGCAUUUACACAUAAACCUAUUGACCACCAAACAUGCCAAAAUGGUGAGUGUAGUACAGUCGCUGUGUGUAGUGCGUGCUUGCAAGGGGUCAAUAUUAAAUUUUGGAGUGCGCUGCAUGGCAAAAUUAAAGAUACAUGUGACAUACAUUCCACCAAUCAACUGGCGAGGAUCUGUGUGUUCGGUAAAAAUGGUUCCACAGGUUUGAUGGCAAAAAAAUAAAACAAUCAAAAUUAAUGUUAUGCAACUUGAAUCUUAGACUAAAUUUCUGGUGUUUGGAACCCCACCCCCUAAAAUAAGAUGUAUAUUUUGCUCUGUGAUUAGCUAUAUGGUUUGGGUUUUAAUUUAUUUAAAACAUUGGAAAUAUUUGAAAUAUGCGAAGUGGUACUUGUUUUAGGUAAGGAUUAGUAUUACUGGGGCUGGUAUUGGGUAAUCUGUUAUAUUGAUUUGACUAAUAAAGCUAGAUUUUAUUAAA